CGGCCUCCUCCCCUUCGCUUACCAAUAAGAGUAGUGCAUGAGAGCUCGAUGGACGUUGAUCGGGGCCGAUUUGGCGUUGAAACUAGCAUGAUAGAAGGCGUGACCUGCAUCUGCUGAAGCCGUUCCCCUUCGACUACACACCACUAAAGCUUCCUGUGCUCUCUACACCGCUGACCUCCCAUCUGCUCCGGCAAUUUGUCUCCAUUACAGACUCGACAUCCGAAAGACCGCGCAGAAGUACUGGAAAGAUUCCUCAAAAGGUUGGAACGAGUGCAAGCCACCUGGAUAGGUAACGUCGAAGGCAGUGGUUUAGGGACACUUUGGACUACGACUGCUCUAUCAACUAUUUAACCACGAGAGGCGGAUAUUGCUACUCAGUGAGUCGAUUUCUUCGUCUUACGUCCACGGUGUUGCUGUUGGAAAGCCUCGGCUAGGAGGUACGAAAAGAGACCACCAAGCACUGGCAUUACAACAUCGAAGCAAUUGUCAAAGACCAGCUCACAUCUUGACAUCCCUUAUCGGCAUAUAAAGGAGUGUCGACUGCUGCACCCUAGCUCAAAAGCAAUAUUACUCCCAAUAUUCUAACAGAGAGAAUCAGCCAAAAUGCCAGUCGAACUCCGCAAACGUCCAGCGCCCAAAGAGCCCGCAACUGCUCCUCCUCCUACGAAACGAGGUAGUGGCGCCGGCAAUACGGCGAAGAAACUCGCCGAGAAAGCGAAGGCUGCUGUCACAAGUAAGCCCACGAAGGAUGACUCGGUGCAGACAGCAGCUGAAGCACCUACCACGGCGGCCGCUGAGCCUAAGACCAACGGCACUACAGGUGUCGGCGAAAAGAUCACCCUAGACGGCUUCGGCGGGACCCUACAGACGAAUGACGGACAGGACGUUACGCUCAAGGAGCUUCUGGACAAAAGUCUCGCAGGGGUUGUGAUCUUCACGUAUCCGAGAGCGAGCACGCCGGGUUGCACCACACAAGCAUGUCUCUUCCGGGACAAUUACGCUCCAAUUACGGGCGCAUCGCUAUCAAUCUAUGGACUCAGCACGGACAGUCCCAAGGCCAAUAGCACGUUCGCGACAAAGCAGAAGUUACAGUAUGCCCUUCUGUGCGAUCCAAAUGCAACACUGACAUCAGCCAUCGGCAUGAAGAAGCCCGGUCCCGGUAAAUCCACUACCCGGGGCGUCGUCGUAAUCGACAAACAGGGCGUCGUUCGUGUCUGGGAACAAGCAGGCCCCGCGAAAACAUUGGACGCUGUGCUCGAAUAUGUCAAGACUCAAGGGAUGACUGAGACGGGUGCGCCAGCCGCUGUGGCUGCUCCACCAGCCGAAAGUGCUGUUGCGACGGAGGAGGCGGCGAAGCUAGCUGAUCCGGACACGAAGAUGGAUGAGAUGCCGCUGGCCAAGACGCCAACGCCUGAGGAGCAGCAGGCGGCAUCGACGGCAGCAGAGGUUGGUGAGAGUGCCGCCAAGUUGGACGAGGGAGCGGCCAAUGGCGGACUUCUUAAGCCGUGAUAUCACUCUUUGAGGAUAUUAUAUCGAAAAGUUGGCCUGGGAGCAGCUGCUUGUCCGCAUGUGUUCUUGCGCGCCGUGAAAUUAUAGGCAAUAUAGCAUGAUCUCGGCCUCUCCAUCUUCAUAUACUCGCG
Exophiala xenobiotica is the source of this 1640-nucleotide messenger RNA. RefSeq lists its product as uncharacterized. The coding region runs from base 604 to 1509 and encodes 301 amino acids. Gene Ontology annotation, biological process: cell redox homeostasis; cellular response to oxidative stress. Gene Ontology annotation, molecular function: thioredoxin peroxidase activity. The transcript has 5 exons. Lineage: Eukaryota; Fungi; Ascomycota; Eurotiomycetes; Chaetothyriales; Herpotrichiellaceae. The record is from RefSeq and is a predicted model, not a curated record. Gene Ontology annotation, cellular component: cytoplasm.